Carlito syrichta (Philippine tarsier) is the source of this 3865-nucleotide messenger RNA. It is a transcript of the gene ERCC6L2, whose product is annotated as ERCC excision repair 6 like 2. The record is from RefSeq and is a predicted model, not a curated record. The coding region runs from base 77 to 3865 and encodes 1262 amino acids. Gene Ontology annotation, molecular function: ATP binding; ATP-dependent chromatin remodeler activity. The transcript has 15 exons. NCBI's taxonomy places the organism in Eukaryota, Metazoa, Chordata, Mammalia, Primates, Tarsiidae.
UAGUUUGGAAUGGUCAGCUGUCAUUGUGGAUGAAGCCCAUAGAAUCAAGAAUCCAAAAGCUAGAGUAACAGAGGUUAUGAAAGCUUUGAAGUGUUAUGUCCGCAUUGGCCUCACUGGAACCAUUCUUCAGAACAAUAUGAAAGAACUGUGGUGUGUUAUAGACUGGGCUGUGCCAGGACUUUUAGGUAGCGGGACCUACUUCAAGAAGCAGUUUUCUGACCCAGUAGAACAUGGUCAGAGACACACAGCAACAAAAAGAGAACUAGCCACUGGCCGAAAAGCCAUGCAAAGGCUUGCCAAAAAGAUGUCUGGCUGGCUUCUCAGGCGUACCAAGACUCUUAUCAAGGAUCAGUUACCUAAGAAGGAAGACCGGAUGGUGUAUUGUUCUCUGACAGAUUUCCAGAAAGCGGUCUAUCAAACAGUAUUAGAAACAGAAGAUGUGACUUUGAUACUUCAGUCUUCUCAGCCUUGUACCUGCAGCAGUGGGCGGAAGAAGAGAAACUGCUGUUACAAGACCAAUGCGCACGGUGAAACAAUGAAAACCUUGUAUCUCAGUUACCUAGCGGUCCUCCAGAAAGUAGCUAAUCAUGUUUCGCUCCUGCAGGCUGCCAGCACCUCCAGACAACAGGAAACCCUUAUCAAAAGGAUAUGUGAUCAGGUAUUUUCCAGAUUCCCUCAUUUUGUUCAGAAAAGCAAAGAUGCAGCUUUUGAAACACUUUCUGACCCUAAAUACAGUGGAAAAAUGAAGGUCCUUCAGCAGCUUUUAAAUCAUUGCAGGAAAAAUAGAGAUAAAGUUCUUCUCUUUUCUUUUUCCACCAAGUUGCUGGACGUGCUGCAACAAUACUGUAUGGCGGCUGGGCUCGAUUACCGGCGACUUGAUGGAAGUACAAAAUCAGAGGAGAGACUCAGGAUCGUGAAAGAGUUCAACAGCACACAAGAUGUUGACAUUUGCCUUGUCUCCACAAUGGCUGGUGGACUAGGCCUCAAUUUUGUUGGUGCCAAUGUUGUUGUAUUAUUUGAUCCCACUUGGAACCCUGCCAAUGAUCUUCAAGCCAUCGACAGAGCAUAUAGGAUUGGACAGUGCAGAGAUGUCAAAGUAUUUAGGCUGAUCUCUUUGGGAACUGUGGAGGAGAUCAUGUAUUUACGACAGGUCUACAAGCAGCAACUUCACUGUGUGGUGGUUGGAAGUGAAAAUGCCAAGCGAUAUUUUGAAGCUGUUCAGGGGUCAAAAGAGCAUCGAGGAGAGCUUUUUGGGAUCCACAACCUCUUCAAGCUAAGGUCCCAAGGGUCUUGUCUGACACGGGACAUCCUGGAGAGAGAAGGCCAAGUGGAGGCCGGGAUCAUGACAGCCACAACAUGGUUGAAAGAGGGACCUCCAACAUGCAAACUAGAAACGCCUAAGGAGCCAGACUGUCAAGAACCCACAGCUCCAGAACAGCCUGCACAGUCCCUGGCAAAGGAAGCAUGUGAUCUCUGCAGCGACUUUAGUGAUGAGGAAUCAGCAGGAACCUCGGCAGUAAAGACUGCUAAAAACAAAGCACCUGAUUCAUGUAAAGCUUCUGGUUCUCCAGGACAGCUUACCCUGCUUCAGUGUGGUUUUUCUAAACUGUUGGAGACAAAAUGUAAAGCAGUUGAGGAUAAUACUGGAAACACUCCCUCUGCUGAUGAAAGUUCUGAUGAGGAGCCCACAUACCUUUCAGCAGAAGCCGAAGAUGCUGGUUGUCAGAAAAAUCAGAACUCUCUUGGUACUUCAAAACAUCAGAAAUUAGAUAACAUCCUAAAUCCAAAUGAAAAAUGCAUUUUUUAUAAAAGUGAGAAGACUUUAAAACAAAGCAUUUCUUCUGAGUCUGAUGAUGAGAAAAAACUAAAAAAUACAGAUGAACAUUGCAUUUUACAUAAUGUCACAGAAUCAGAAGAUAGCGAUGUCGUCUAUCCCACACAGCAGACACCUCACAGAUUCCCUGAGAAUAGUGUAAGUAAGCCACCCUUGGAUGGAUCUGAAAAUUCUGAAACAGAAAACCAUGUAAAAACAAUGACUGAUGAUGAUGUUCAAAAGACUGAUGACAAAGGAAAUGAAAUAAUUUCAAAAAUAUUAAAUCCUAAGAACACAACCCUGAAAUCUGUGAUGAAUAAAAAAGGCACUAGUGAUAUCAGUGAAGAAUCUGAUGACAUUGAAAUUUCUUCCAAGACCAGAGUAAAAAAGGAUAGAGCUACUAUUUCUUUAAGGUUUAAGAGAAAAAAGAAAAACAAAGGGGAGCUUCACAAUUUUCCUGGAAUAAUGAAGAGAACAAACGAACUGCCUACAAGAGAUGAGGAUCAUAACUCUCAGUUUAUUGAUGAUUAUUCAUCCUCGGAUGAUGAUUUAUCUAUCAGCCGCUUCAGUUCCUCUAAACAGAACCAGAGACCAAAAACUAGAAAAGACAGAAUCAGUUUAUCUUCAAAAUUGCCUAGCCAUAAUAAGAAAAAUGGCACUUUCGUACCAAGAAAGCCAAUGAAAUUUUCAAAUGAGACUGUCAGUCAAGAGCAGAUGUAUGAAUCACUGGAUAAAUUUUUAGGUGGCAUGCAGGAAGUGGCUUACAUUCACUCAAACCAGAAUGUGAUCGGAUCCAGCAAAGCCGAAAACCACAUGAGUCGGUGGGCGGCACAUGAUGUGUUUGAGUUGAAGCAGUUUUCCCAGCUGCCUGCUAAUAUAGCUGUUUGCAGUUCUAAGACAUAUAAAGAAAAAGUGAAUGCAGAUACACUGACUCACACAAAGAAGGACCAGCCACCAAGUGAAGGAAGCAUUUCAUUUCCUCUUUACUUUUCACAUCCUGUAAGCCAGAAGGAGAAGAAGGUCUACCGUACAGACCAGACCACCUUCAUAAUUGGACAGACUCCAAAAGGAAUCCGCAGGAAACAAUUUGAAGAAAUGAUGUCUUACUUUAACUCGUCUUCUACAAAGGAAUUUGCUAAACAUAUCAUUAAUGCCACAUCAGAAGAACGACAGAAAAUGCUAAGAGAUUUUUAUGCUUCUCAGUAUCCAGAAGUAAAAGAAUUUUUUGUGGAUUCUGCUUCAGAAUGCAUCAGUUCUGCCUGUGAGAAAAGAGAGAGAGUCAAGAAGAAAUCUGAAAAAAGAGAACCUCAUACAAAAGGAAGGCUGUCAAGUUCUGAAACUUUGUCACUUAAAGAUUCUGCUGACAAAAUUUCUCAAAUUUGCGGCUCAAAAAAACGUAAAGGAAAAUCCAUUAAGUUUCAGAAUCACAGUUCUUGUAGAGAAGAAGCACUUUCUGAUGAUGCAGAAACUCAGAAACCACCUGUUAGCUCCACCCAAGAGACUGACAGUGGGAAAAAGAGCCAGGCAUCCAAAGAUACUGUGGCAUCCCAUUCUCUGAACAGCAAGUCUGAAGCACAUGAUAGAACAUUAGAAAGCACUGUGAAAGACCAAGAGAACCUCACAAGAACAGAUGUUCUAAGUGGACCCCUUUUCAAAUUGGAAAACAAAAAGGUAGAAAAUCCAGCGUUGGAAAACACUUCCGUGGUAGACUUACUAGGUGACACCUCGAUUCUUGAUGACCUUUUUAAAAGCCAUGGGAACAGUCCCACACAACAGCCAAAGAAAGUUCGUUCAAGGCCCGUGGAAAAGGCAAAACAGAGACCAAAAGAUUUCUGGGACAUCUUGAAUGAGCAGAAUGAUGACAGUCUUAGUAAACUCACGGACUUGGCAGUCAUAGAGACUCUGUGUGAAAAAACACCCCUUGCUGCAUCCUCCAAAAGUAAAGAAGAACCUGAAACUUGUCUUUGGAAAUCAAAUGAGAACUUUUUAUGGAAAAACUUUCGCUCAAAUAAUGCAGAUGAAAAUACAACCAAUACACAGAGUGACACAUGA